AUGAUGAUCAGGCAGCGUCUUCCACUAUGCCAACUUCUGCUGCUGGCCUUAGCGCUCACAGCAGCAGCUAGGACACUAGAAACAGUCACUUCGAACAGGCAACAGCAAAUCGAUAUAGAGCAGCUGCGUCAACUGGGUCUGGGCAAUAUAAUCAGCCUGCCCAGCUAUAGCGAUCUGCCUCGUGGCAGCUACGACUUCAUUGUGGUCGGAGCUGGCGCCGCUGGCUGCACGCUAGCCGCACGCCUCUCCGAGAACCCCAACUGGAAUGUGUAUUUGAUAGAGGCGGGCGGCGUAGAGAACAUAAUUCACAUGAUACCACUACUGGCGCCCAUGCUGCAGCUGACCGCAUCCAACUGGAACUACCAGUCGCAGCCUCAGCCUCUCGCCUGUCGCGGCAUGUUCGGCAACCGCUGUGCUCUACCGCGUGGCAAGGUUCUGGGCGGCACCAGCUCCAUUAACUUCAUGAUCUACAAUCGCGGCAAUCGAAGGGACUUUGAUGCCUGGGCUGAGCGGGGCAACCAUGGCUGGAGCUACGAUGAGGUGCUGCCCUACUUCCUGCGCAGUGAAUCCGCUCAGCUGCAGGGCUUGGAGCACUCGGCGUAUCACAACCACAGCGGGCCCCUCAGCGUAGAGGAUGUGCGCUUCCGCAGCAGCUUGGCCCACGCAUAUGUGCGUGCCGCUCAGCAGGCGGGACACUCACGCACCGACUACAACGGGGAGUCGCAGCUGGGCGUUUCCUAUGUGCAGGCGAACACAUUGAAGGGUCGACGUCACAGCGCCUUUCGGGCCUACAUUGAGCCUGUGCGACCGCAACGCAAGAAUCUCCAUAUUCUGACCAUGGCACGAGUCACGCGAGUGCUGAUUGAUGAGUCCACCAAAUCCGCCAUCGGCGUGGAGCUGCUGCAUGGCGGUCGUCGCUUUGAAGUGCGUGCACGCAAGGAAGUCAUCCUCUCCGCGGGGGCGUUUAACUCACCGCAGCUGCUGAUGCUGUCGGGCAUCGGACCGGAGGACAAUCUGCGAGCUAUCGGAUUGCCCGUAGUACAGGCCCUGCCUGUGGGUAAACGUCUCUACGAUCACAUGUGCCACUUUGGACCCACAUUUGUGACCAACACCACGGGCCAGACGCUCUUCAGCUCGCGCUUAUCACUGCCCACGUUGAAGGACUUUACGCUAGGACGCGCGGACACGCAGCUAUCUAGCAUUGGAGGUGUCGAGACGCUGACCUUCAUUAAGAUACCUGCGACGCAAACGCCGCACAGUCAGCCCGAUAUUGAGCUCAUCCAGGUGGACGGCAGCUUAGCCAGCGAUGAGGGCACAGCGCUCAAGCGAGGCGCCAAUUUUAAAGAUGAGAUCUACGAUAAGAUGUACCGACAUCUGGCCUGGCGCCAGCAAGAUCACUUUACCUUCCUCGUCAUGCAAUUCAAGCCAAAGUCCGUGGGCCGACUCUGGCUGCACAAUCGCAAUCCACUCGAAUGGCCUCGCAUCGAUCCAAAGUACUUCACCGCCGAACAGGAUGUGGAGCAACUGCUGGAAGGCAUCAAGGAGGCCAUACGCAUCACCCAGAUGCCAGCACUCCAGGCCGUAGGGGCUAGGCUCUUAGAUCGCCCUGUGCCUGGCUGUGAGGACAAGCCGUUUGGGUCAGACGACUAUUGGCGCUGCUCCAUUCGCACCAUGUCCUACACCCUGCACCACCAGGUGGCCACCUGCCGCAUGGGACCUGCUGCAGACCCAACUGCCGUGGUCAGCCCAGAGCUGAAGGUGCAUGGCAUGCGCAAGCUACGCGUCGUGGACACCAGUGUCAUUCCUCUGCCACCCACCGCCCACACAAAUGCGGCUGCUUUCAUGAUUGGCGAGAAGGCGGCUGACUUGAUAAAGGCCAACUGGCAUUGA
Molecule: messenger RNA, 1890 nt
Organism: Drosophila hydei
Lineage: Eukaryota; Metazoa; Arthropoda; Insecta; Diptera; Drosophilidae
Product: glucose dehydrogenase [FAD, quinone]
Exons: 2
Coding region: 1-1890 (629 amino acids)
Molecular function (GO): flavin adenine dinucleotide binding; oxidoreductase activity, acting on CH-OH group of donors
Source: RefSeq, a predicted model, not a curated record